Messenger RNA from Cryptomeria japonica (Japanese cedar), 1088 nucleotides. RefSeq names its product aquaporin TIP1-1. Gene Ontology annotation, biological process: water transport; transmembrane transport. The record is from RefSeq and is a predicted model, not a curated record. The coding region runs from base 95 to 856 and encodes 253 amino acids. Gene Ontology annotation, cellular component: membrane. NCBI's taxonomy places the organism in Eukaryota, Viridiplantae, Streptophyta, Pinopsida, Cupressales, Cupressaceae. The transcript has 3 exons. Gene Ontology annotation, molecular function: water channel activity.
UGUAGCUUAAAAAAAUAGACGCCUGAUACGCACCAAGUCACGAGUUCGAAUCACAGUAGAGCAGAGAGCUUUGAUAAUUUGAUAAAAAGAAAAGAUGCCUGUGCGAAGGGUUGCGAUGGGCGGAGCCGACGAGGCGACCCAUCCAGAUUCUCAUAGAGCCGCUGUAGCUGAGUUCUUCUCCACUCUCAUCUUCGUCUACGCUGCACAAGGAUCUGUCAUGGCUUGCGCAAAGAUGACAGGCAGUGCGCCGACAAAUGUUGGCGGUCUGGUGGCGAUUGCCCUGGCACACGGUCUAGCGUUUUUCGUGGGCGUUGCAGUCGCCACAAACAUAUCCGGCGGCCACGUCAACCCCGCAGUGACAUUCGGUGCUCUUGUUGGAGGCCACGUGUCGCUUCUGAGAGCCGUGAUGUACUGGAUUGCGCAGCUUCUAGGCUCCGUCGUUGCAUGCCUCCUCCUCAUGUUCACCACCGGAAAAUCGCACAUUCCAGUAUUGAGGGUGGCACACGGAGUAGGAGCGGGGAAUGCACUGGUAUUUGAGAUUGUAAUGACAUUCGGGCUUGUAUACACAGUUUAUGCGACCGCCAUUGAUGCAAAGAGAGGGCGGCUGGGCGUUAUAGCACCCCUUGCAAUAGGGUUGAUUGUGGCUGCAAAUAUAUUGGCGAGUGGGGCAUUUGAAGGGGCUUCCAUGAAUCCUGCAAGGGCUUUUGGGCCUGCUCUGGUCAGCUGGUCAUGGCGGUACCAGUGGAUUCACUGGGUGGGUCCAUUUCUAGGUGCAGGUCUCGCUGGGCUUAUUUAUGAGCACUUCAUGACUCCCAUUGAACCUGCUCACAGGCCACUCACAGCUGAGGAUUACUGAGCUUCAUCAUCUGAAACUUUAGCUUUUUCUUCCUUUUUCUUUUCUUAUUUGAAGACUCAGUGUGUGCAGUAUAGUCUUUCUUUUGCAUGUAUUUUUGUACAGCUUUUUAAUCAGCAGAAAAUUUGUAUUGGGUUUCAGAAACUAUGGUAUUGCUUUUUAGAAUGCCAUCAAGCUAUGUACUAGUUUGUUGUUAGACUCUCUUUAUAAAAAAAUAGAGGAGCAACUUUUGAUA